Messenger RNA from Sesamum indicum (sesame), 1937 nucleotides. Its product is annotated as protein SUPPRESSOR OF K(+) TRANSPORT GROWTH DEFECT 1. The record is from RefSeq and is a predicted model, not a curated record. NCBI's taxonomy places the organism in Eukaryota, Viridiplantae, Streptophyta, Magnoliopsida, Lamiales, Pedaliaceae. Gene Ontology annotation, molecular function: ATP hydrolysis activity; ATP binding. Gene Ontology annotation, biological process: endosomal transport; vacuole organization.
UAAUUUUCAUUUCUUAAGUCGUGAAGCGUGUACCCUCCGCAGCCACUCCCAACACCCAACACCCAACACCCCUUUCCCAUCAAUUCAAAGUUCAACCCCGAAAAUCAAAAAUCGAAAUUGAAAUCCCUUAAGAAAUACUCCAUCAAAUCCCCAAAUUCCGUUCUUCAAGAAUCAAACUGGUCCUCCGAUCUGUCGCCCCAGCUCAUCUCAAUCGAGAACUUCACACAUUAAACGAAUUUGAUACAAAUAUUUAUGAUCGGGGACUAUGUAUAGCAAUUUCAAAGAACAAGCAAUCGAGUAUGUACGGCAGGCUGUGGCGGAGGAUAAUGCUGGAAACUACGCCAAAGCCUUUCCUUUAUACAUGAACGCCUUGGAGUACUUCAAAACCCAUCUCAAGUAUGAGAAGAAUCCUAAAAUCAAGGAAGCCAUCACGCAGAAGUUCACGGAGUACCUGCGUCGGGCCGAGGAGAUCCGCGCCGUGCUUGAUGAGGGCGGGUCGGGCCCCACAUCGAAUGGGGAUGCUGCCGUGGCGACUCGGCCCAAGACCAAGCCCAAGGAUGGCAAUGACGGGGAGGAUGGGGAUAAGGAGAAGCUUCGGGCUGGAUUGAACUCUGCUAUUAUUCGGGAAAAGCCUAAUGUUAAGUGGAAUGACGUUGCGGGGCUGGAGAGCGCAAAACAGGCGCUCCAGGAGGCCGUGAUUCUGCCUGUGAAGUUCCCACAGUUUUUUACUGGCAAGAGACGCCCCUGGAGGGCUUUUCUCUUAUAUGGUCCACCUGGAACAGGAAAGUCAUACUUAGCCAAGGCUGUUGCCACAGAAGCUGACUCGACUUUCUUCAGUAUUUCUUCUUCAGACUUGGUUUCGAAGUGGAUGGGCGAAAGCGAAAAGCUUGUAUCUAAUCUCUUCCAAAUGGCUCGUGAAAGUUCACCAUCCAUCAUAUUUAUUGAUGAAAUCGAUUCCUUGUGUGGCCAGCGUGGAGAAGGAAAUGAGAGUGAAGCUUCCAGACGAAUCAAAACAGAAUUACUGGUUCAGAUGCAGGGGGUGGGGCACAAUGAUGAUAAAGUUCUUGUUCUUGCUGCAACAAAUACCCCUUAUUCCCUUGAUCAGGCUAUUAGGCGACGAUUUGAUAAGCGGAUUUACAUCCCACUCCCAGAUCUGAAGGCACGACAACACAUGUUCAAAGUGCAUUUAGGAGAUACCCCUCAUAACUUGACUGAAAGCGACUUUGAAGUCCUAGCUCGUAGAACAGAAGGCUUUUCUGGUUCAGAUAUCUCUGUUUGUGUCAAGGAUGUCUUAUUUGAGCCCGUACGUAAGACACAAGAUGCCAUGUUCUUUGUCAAGACUUCUAAUGGUAUGUGGAUGCCAUGUGGUCCCAAGCAACCAGGUGCAGUGCAGACAACCAUGCAGGAGCUUGCUGCACAAGGACUUGCUGCAAAGAUCAUUCCACCUCCCAUAUCAAGGACAGACUUCGAUAAGGUUCUAGCAAGACAGAGACCGACAGUGAGCAAAGCUGAUCUUGAAGUGCAUGAGAGAUUCACGAAGGAGUUUGGCGAGGAAGGUUGAGGAAGUUAAGGUGCAUAAAUAGAUUGCCCUUGUUCAUGGGUUGGUGGCAUUUGUUUGUUGUGUUUUUAUAGCGUUCAAACAUAAAGCUUCUUCUAGCGGGAAGAUGACAUGAGUUGCCUUUCCCUCCACUACUCGGCAGUGAAACGAGCCAACACCUCUCGGAUUGCAUGUAAUUAUUUUUUCAGACAAAUGAAAAUGGUUCCAGGAAUGAUGUUAAUAUGGUGUAUGCCGGGCAAUGCCAGUUUCAUUUGAAUAUGAAUUACAACCUUUAUCCCAUCACAAUCCCUUAUAACUAUUCAACUUGCUAUUGUAUUUUGAAAGCUAUUCUGAGUUAACUUUUGCGAGGCAGCUACAACUUUCCAGACAUUAUUUUGAA